Molecule: messenger RNA, 573 nt
Organism: Telopea speciosissima
Lineage: Eukaryota; Viridiplantae; Streptophyta; Magnoliopsida; Proteales; Proteaceae
Product: putative invertase inhibitor
Exons: 1
Coding region: 135-572 (145 amino acids)
Molecular function (GO): enzyme inhibitor activity
Source: RefSeq, a predicted model, not a curated record
UGAGUCCUAUCUUCUCUUCCGAUCGCCUUCUCCUCUCUUUCUUUCUUUUUCUUCUUCUUCUCUUUCCCUCCAAUGGUAAAUCACAAACUUUGAUCCAGAAAGUUUGCAAAGACGCCUCAAAAGACAGCAAAUAUAUGACCUACAAGUUCUGCGUUACAGCUCUCCAAACAGACCCUAACAGCCAUCAUGCAAGCUUUGAAGGACUUGGACUUAUAGCACUGAAACUUGACAAAAUCAAAAUGAGUCGCUUGAUUUCUUACACUGAGAACCUGGUCAAGUACAAGCAAUUCAAUGAUUCAUACGUGAAGGAAGCCUUGAAGGAUUGUGUGGAACUCUACUCGGAUGGGAUUGACUCAGUGAUGGUAGCAACAAUGGCUUACAAGGUUAGGGAUUAUGGAACAGCUAAUGUACAUAUGAGUGCAGCAUUUGAUUCAGCGUUUGAUUGUGAAGAUGGGUUUAAUGAGAGAAGAGGUGUAGAGUUCCCUUUGAAGAAGCUGAAUCAGGUUAUGAUUUCUGUAAAUGAAUUGGCUUUGUAUUUUACCUAUGAGCUUAGUCAGCCAAAGAAUGACUAGA